AGCGCAGCGGACCGGGUGCCAAGCUCCGGCGCCCGCGGCCGCCGCUCCGAGCCACAGGCCACAGUUGCUUUCCCCACCAAGGCUGAGGCGCCCCAGAGCCAUGGACCGCCUGAACUGCAGGGUCACGAUUGUACUGCUGGGUUUCCUGCUGCUGCGUGCGGCGCGCCUGCUUCGCGGGGCAGAGGCUUCUGAGAUUGCUCUGCCACAAGGAAGCAGCAUUACCAUUCUCAUAAAGCUGGGGCCAUCAGCUCCACCAGUGAAACCCUGCUUCAUCAUCAUUUCUAAAAGGCAUGUGACCAUGUUGGUCAUCAAAGCUGGAGAAAAAAUGGUCUUUACCUUUAGCUGCCAGGACCCACAGAACCACUUUGUCAUGGAGAUCCAGAAGAACAUUGACUGCAUGUCAGGCCCCUGUCCCUUCGGGGAGGUUCAGCUUCAGCCCUCGACGUCGACCUUGCCCGCCCUCAACAGAACUUUCAUCUGGGAUGUCAAAGCCCACAAGAGCAUUGGCCUGGAGCUGCAGUUCUCUCUCCCACGCCUGAGGCAGAUCGGGCCCGGGGAGAGCUGUGCAGAUGGAGUCACUCACUCCAUCAGCGGCCGCAUUGAUGCCACUGUGGUCAGGAUCGGAACCUUCUGCAGCAAUGGCACCGUGUCCCGGAUCAAGAUGCAAGAGGGAGUGAAGAUGGCCUUACACCUGCCAUGGUUCCACCCCAGAAAUGUCUCUGGCUUCAGCAUUGCCAACCGCUCGUCUAUAAAACGCCUGUGCAUCAUCGAGUCUGUGUUUGAGGGGGAAGGCUCUGCAACCCUGAUGUCUGCCAACUACCCUGAAGGCUUCCCGGAGGAUGAGCUAAUGACCUGGCAGUUUGUGGUCCCUGCACACCUGCGGGCCAGCGUCUCCUUCCUCAACUUCAACGUCUCCAACUGUGAGAAGAAGGAGGAGCGGGUGGAGUACUACAUCCCAGGCUCCACCACCAACCCCGAGGUGUUCAAAUUGGAGGACAAGCAGCCUGGGAACAUGGCUGGGAACUUCAACCUCUCCCUGCAGGGCUGUGACCAAGAUGCCCAAAGUCCAGGGAUCCUGCGACUGCAGUUUCAAGUUUUAGUCCAGCAUCCACAGAAUGAAAGCAAUAAAACCUACAUAGUCGACUUGAGCCAGGAGCGAACCAUGUCCAUCACCAUCGAGCCUCGGCCGGUCAAACAGAGCCGCAAGUUUGUCCCCGGCUGCUUCGUGUGUCUGGAGUCUCGGACCUGCAGUACCAAUGUCACCCUGACGCCCGGCUCCAAGCACAAGAUCUCCUUCCUUUGCGAUGACCUGACGCGCCUGUGGUUGAACGCGGAGAAAACCAUAAGCUGCACGGACCACCGGUACUGUCUCAGGAAGUCCUACCAACUCCAGGUGCCCAGCGACGUCCUCCAGCUGCCCGUGCCACUGCACGACUUCUCCUGGAAGCUGCUGGUGCCCAAGGACAGGCUCAGCCUGGUGCUGGUGCCGAAGCAGAAGCUGCAGCAGCACACCCACGAGAGGGCCUGCAACACCAGCUUCAGCUACCUGGUGGCCACACACCUGGCCGCACCUGGCCAGGACCUGCACUACGGCUCCUUCUGCCCCGGAGGCUCCAUCGAGCAGAUCCAGGUGAAGCAGAACAGCUCCGUGACCCUCCGUACCUUCGCUCCCGGCUUCCAGCAAGAGGCCUACAAGCAGGGUCUGACCGUGUCCUUCGUCCCACACUUCAAAGAGGAUGGUAUUUUCACAGUGACCCCAGACACAAAAAACAAGGUCUACCUGAGGACCCCUAACUGGGACCGAGGUCUGCCAGCCCUCUCCUCCGUGUCCUGGAACAUCAGCGUGCCCAGUGAUCAGGUGGCCUGCCUGACCUUCUUCAAGGAGCGUAUCGGCGUGGUCUGCCAGACGGGGUGGGCACUCAUGCUCAUCCAGGAGCAGAGGACGCAACUGGAGGAGAUCUUCAACCUGGAGGAGGUCAUGCUCCCCAAACCGAGCUUCCACUAUCACAACUUCUGGGUCAACAUCUCCAACUGCAGCCCUGUGAGCGGCAAGCAGCUGGACCUGCUCUUCUGGGUGACUCUUAGUCCAAAGACCAUGGACCUGACUGCUGUCAUCAUCGCUGUGGUGGCCGGUGGGGCCUUGCUGCUGUUGGCCCUCGGGCUCAUCAUUUGCCUUGUGAAAAAGAAGAAAAAGAAAGACAAAGGCCCCGCCGUGGGCGUCUAUAAUGGCAACGUCAACACCCAGGUGCCAAGGCAGCUGAAAAAGUUCCCUAAAGGAAGAAAGGACAAUGACUCUCACGUGUACGCGGUCAUCGAUGACACCAUGGUGUAUGGACAUCUGCUACAGGAUUCCAACAGGUCCUUCCUCCAGGCGGAGGUGGACACUUACCGGCCCUUCCAGGGCCCCACGGGGGACUGCCCUCCCUCCCCACCCCCCAUAUGCUCCAGGACCCCAACUACAAAGUUGACCACAGAGGAGCUGCCCCCUUGCAUCUCUCCUGAGUCUGAGAGUGAACCCUACACCUUCUCCCACCCCAACAAGGGGGAGAUGGGCAACGGGGACAUAGACAUUCCCUUGCUGGAUACCCAGGAGCCCCUGAAGCCAGCGGAGGAACUUUAGAUACCUUCCAAAGGCUUCACUGAGAUGUGCAAGCAGGGCACCAAGACACCCUCCAGCAUUCCUGUCCAGAGCUCCUAAAGGAGCGUAUGGAAGAAGAGCAGGUUUUCCUGGACACCAAGGAUUUCCUGGCCACACCUGUCAGAUUUCCCAGGGGACUCAUUCCAGUGAUGAGACAUUGAAAAUGAGGGAUUCUGACCUGGAUACAGUCGCCACCGUUCACGUCCUUCUAAAUUCAGGUUGCGUUGUGGGGCAGCCCGUAAUGAGAGGAGAUGAGAGUCACCUGGCCCAGGGUCACCUCGAGCCCUGGAUUCAGAGUGAUAAAUGGAGUCUUGCCCCCAUGGGGGUGACAAUUCUAAUUCCUAGGAGCCCACCUGAGGUCCUGGCUCCCAUUAGGGUCCCCUGGAUGAAAACGACACUGUGCCUUAUUGUUAUUUAUGUGGUGUUCCUAUGUAUUUAAGAGGUCAAAGGUAUCAACUCGCAGUUCUUUUCACCUCAUAAUAGUAAUGACUUGUGCCAACUGGUUCCUAUGGCGGGGCGGGGCUUUGACUUUUGCCAACUGUUAGAUAAACGUGUGCUUGUCCCCUGUGAGGUGGGAUCAUUUGCACCCUGUCCCACCAGAAACGGGUGUGUGUUGGAGCUGCAGGGUCACCCAUCUGCUUGGGUGAGAGACUUCUGGUUCUCUCCAUCUGCAUAUAGUUAUCCCACGGCAGAAAUUUAUCCUGGGUCCCCUUGUCUUUUUUUUUUUUUUUUUUCCCCCUGCAGUGCUGGGGAUUGAACCCAGGGCCUUUUGCUCGACAGGUAAGCACUCUGUCAACUGAGCUACAACCCAGCCCUCCCCUUGUCUUUUACUCCUAGAAAUGAGAGAAAUUUCUUUGAGUUGCCGUGUGUGGCUCUCCCAGCUGCAGUAAGAUUUUGACGUUUAAACAGAAAUUUAGAGAAUACUUUCCUCCCCUAAAAAUGUUUAAAUAUAUACCAGAGAGGAGCCACCUGUGUUAGUUUCUAUUGCUACUGCAACACAUUAUUUAGUGGCUUAAAAACAACACAAAUUAAAUGUCUUACCAUCUGGAGAU
Messenger RNA from Sciurus carolinensis (gray squirrel), 3690 nucleotides. RefSeq names its product CUB domain containing protein 1 (gene Cdcp1). Lineage: Eukaryota; Metazoa; Chordata; Mammalia; Rodentia; Sciuridae. The record is from RefSeq and is a predicted model, not a curated record. The transcript is spliced from 9 exons. The coding region runs from base 101 to 2620 and encodes 839 amino acids.